Arachis ipaensis is the source of this 1188-nucleotide messenger RNA. The record is from RefSeq and is a predicted model, not a curated record. NCBI's taxonomy places the organism in Eukaryota, Viridiplantae, Streptophyta, Magnoliopsida, Fabales, Fabaceae.
AAUACCUGAGACAUUCAUUUAUGAAAACUUUUUUUUUGGGUAUUAAGACGGGGCAGAGCCCAAAAAAAAAAAAAUUACACUGAAAUUAAAUGAGGCAGAGAUGUCUUUUGUUCAUCUUCUACUAAUAAUCUAAGAACCUCUCUAGGAGAGGUAUUUCACUAGGCAAGCUGCACAUCUAUUGCCUUCUCUAUAAAUAUUCACAAAACUAAUUUGUCAAUUCCUCUUUUUUCACUUACUGAUGUCCCUAAUCAAAGCAUUUGGGUGGUUUAUAAGAUUCCUUGAGCUAUUGAUUGAUGUCUUUAAUCAAAGCAUUUGGGUGGUUUAUAAGAUUGCUUCCUUGACUUCUGCCACUUUCUUCAUCACUUCAACUUGAGUAUUUUGUGGCCUAUUAUAAUUUUGCUUAUGAAUUUCCUUAUUUCUCCAAUUUCACAUCUUCCAGCAUGCUAUAAUGAAUAUAUCCAUCCAAUUUUGACUCUGGUCAUGUCCUAAUUGUUGUUGUAUGUUCAUAUCCAUCCAUUCUUUUCUAUUUGCUUGGAAGAAAAUGCACUUGGCCGAAUGAGCUGCGCCCAAGUACUGGAGACUUUGGGGCAGUCUCUCAGAGCGUGAAGAAGGUCUUCUUGAUGGUUUUGACACAGUUGACAAUCUCUUCUACUUGCAAACAUCCUUACCUUUUUGUGAUUGAGAAAUCCCCAUCAUCCGAGUGCAUCCAUCGAAUUCUUUCCGCGCCAUUUUUCUUGUUUGGGGGGAAGCGCCAAAAUCUUCAUUGUUGUUUCCUCUGGGAGAAGGGAGCCCUCGUUGUUCACCCAUCUCUUAGUCCAGAAUCUAGUUGUUGUCCCAUCUCCAACGAAUUUCAUUGUGUGCUUCUGAAAUGUUGGCCAAAUUUUCACAAUUUCCUUCCACAGCAUCAGCAAACAACAGCAGAUCGUCUGCGAACAUUAGGUGAGAAAUUUCCAUUUUCUCUCUUCCCACCGUGAAAGGGAUCCAAUGUCCAUGAUUCACCUCUUGCUCUAUGUACUGUGACAGUUUAUCCAUGCAAAUGACAAAUAGGUAAGAAAAAAUGGGGACUGACAAACCCCAAUUUGACGGUUUGUUUUGCAUUGAAUUUAGAGUAUUUUGAUAACCUUUUGUCACAUUUAGCCUAGGAAUUAGCAUGAUUUUGUUAUCUCUCCCAUAUUUGUGCUUAAGUGU